CUCAUCAUCAGUGCGGCAAUGCUGGUCCGCCGGGUUUCAGCGUCGUCACUGCUGCGCCCCACUUAACGUGACAGGUUCGAACCCCCUGCACUGACGGGCUUGGACCGUAAAAAGCCACUGCAAACCCUCGUUUUUGAAACCAACCCCUCUAGGACAGACAGACUUACCGACGACGAUCUCGAGACGAACUGGAGAGGACGGACGCCAAACAGUUUUCCGACACGCCUGCUGCCUGUUGUUGUUAUUGCCCACCAUGAACCGGCCGUCGAGGACAGAGGACGACCUCGAACACCCCACGUGGAACCAGAACCCGCCCUUUCUGGCUCCGGACCUGACUACCCGCCAGGACCUCAACGGCAUUGCCAACACCCGCGAACACCGCCAUGGAUGUUCUGGGGCUCAUGACGGCGCCGGAGCGCUCCAUGACGAGAAACGGGCCGGCAAUCGAGGAUGUGGAUGUUGCGACCGCGACUGCGAUUGCCGCCAUGGCAUACGCUCCCCUUUUGCAAUGAGCGGUCAGCAUGGCUGCCCGCUCAUUGCGCCCGAGACAGCGCUUGGUGGUGAAGGCCAAACCUGUCUUGCCUCGCGUCCAAUUCAGCCCCCUUCGGGCUGGAUUGGCUGGAUCGCGUCGGUCGUCCUCGCGUCGACCCUGAUUCACGUUGCCGGCAACUCUCGCCGGCUAUCAUCAUCAUUCUCGCCCUUCUCAGGGACGACGGCCGUGGAGGCUCCAAUCGUAAUCGAGACUACCGCGUCCCGUCCCCUCGCAGCUCGUCGGGUUGCGUGUGUGAGCAGCAACGCUGGCGAUGACUACAACACGCCGCUCCAUGUCGGAGCCCUUCUCAUCAUCCUGGCCGUGUCGAGCUCGGCCUGCGCCACCCCUCUGCUCGCCGCCAAGUUCCCCGCCCUCCGCAUCCCGGAGUCCUUCCUCUUCAUCGUUCGCCACUUCGGCACCGGCGUCUUGCUGGCCACGGCGUUUGUGCACCUGCUCCCGACCGCCUUCACCUCGCUCGGCAACCCGUGUCUCUCGAGCUUCUGGACCACCGACUACCCGGCCAUGCCUGGCGCCAUCGCGCUUGUGGGUAUUUUUUUCGUCAGCGUCAUCGAGAUGAUCUUCAGCCCGGCACGCACCUUGGCGCCACGCGCCGCAUCAUCGGCGGCCGAGGCUGCUGCCAGCGGUGCCCCAACCUCGGGGUCUCCCGGUGGUGCCACACACGCUCCUUUGCCGGCGGGCGGACACUGCAGCAGCGCAGCUGUUAUGGCCGUCAUGAGACGACCCUCCAUCAGCCACCGUCGGGCGAGCAUCGAGCCGGCGCCGGCAGUCAGCCAGAUCAACCUGUCCAAGGAGGCCCUGGAAGCCGAGUCUCAGGGAGGAGGGGGCCUCACGCCAGAGCAGCUGCACAAGAAGAGCAUCCUUCAGUGCAUGCUGCUCGAAGUGGGCAUCUUGUUCCACAGUGUCUUCAUCGGCAUGGCCUUAAGCGUAGCCGUCGGCACCAACUUUGUCGUCCUGCUCAUCGCUAUUGCAUUUCAUCAAACCUUUGAAGGUCUCGCCCUCGGUGCCCGCAUCGCCUCCAUCGCAUGGCCGAAGAAAACCCUCCAGCCUUGGCUGAUGGCUCUCGCAUACGGAUGCACAACGCCAAUCGGCCAAGCUCUCGGCCUGGCCACCCACUCGCUCUACAGCCCCGACUCGGAGUUCGGCCUGAUCCUGGUCGGCACCAUGAAUGCCGUCUCGUCUGGCCUGCUUGUGUUUGCCGCCCUCAUCGAGCUCCUGGCCGAGGACUUCCUCAGCGAUCAUAGCUGGUUUGUAUUGAGAGGAAGAAAACGGGUGACAGCCUGCUUCCUGGUCUUGUUUGGCGCUAUCUGCAUGAGCUUAGUAGGAGCUUGGGCUUGAACGCAAGGCCUCCCCGAAAAUCUUGUGCUGUCCAAGGGGAAUGUACACUCAUUGAUUUGGUCUAUUAUCAAUGAGCGCCCUCUUCUGGAAGACGCUUCUAGUGCUAAGGCCGACAAAUGACGAAUGUGGCUGCCCGCCUACUCACACUGAUGCUACCUGCCUAGGUACCUUAGCCUAUUUAAUUAACUGGUAGCUGCCUGUUAUCACCUUUAUGAGUCCACAUGACAAACAAUAUUUCAAGAAGCUGAACGGCAAAACCCGGUAUUAUAGCGUCUUCGUUUGCCGAAAGCUUGUGUGCAGCAUGAAAACUCUGUGUAUC
This is a messenger RNA of Thermothelomyces thermophilus ATCC 42464, 2207 nucleotides long. RefSeq lists its product as uncharacterized. Gene Ontology annotation, cellular component: plasma membrane. Bases 254 to 1888 code for a protein of 544 amino acids. Gene Ontology annotation, molecular function: zinc ion transmembrane transporter activity. Gene Ontology annotation, biological process: zinc ion transmembrane transport. The record is from RefSeq and is a predicted model, not a curated record. The transcript is spliced from 4 exons. Lineage: Eukaryota; Fungi; Ascomycota; Sordariomycetes; Sordariales; Chaetomiaceae.